Trichoderma reesei QM6a is the source of this 903-nucleotide messenger RNA. RefSeq lists its product as uncharacterized. The transcript is spliced from 4 exons. Bases 1 to 903 code for a protein of 300 amino acids. The record is from RefSeq and is a predicted model, not a curated record. Lineage: Eukaryota; Fungi; Ascomycota; Sordariomycetes; Hypocreales; Hypocreaceae. Gene Ontology annotation, molecular function: catalytic activity.
AUGUCCGGCAGGUUCACUCGUCUCAUCCGCUUCCUGGCCAAGGACGGCCGCACAUACUACGGCGACGCCAUCCUGCCCCAAGGCGUCACCGACGUGGCCAAGGUCCAGCGCGCCCGCAUCAUCGAGGGCGACAUCUUUGGCAGGUAUCACGUCACGGACCAGGAAGUCGGCGUGCGUCUGCUGCUCUCGCCGCUGUCGCAGUCCCAGGUCAAGACGGUCCGAUGCCUGGGGCUCAACUACGCCAAACACGCCAAAGAAUCCAACCUGCCGGAGCCAAAGUAUCCCGUGCUGUUCUACAAGCCCGUCACCGCUCUGUCAGGCCCCCUUGACCCUAUCCCCGUGCCGUUGAUGGCGCAGGAGGAUACUGGGCUGGACUAUGAGUGCGAGCUCGUCAUCGUCAUCGGCAAGAGGUGCUCUGAUGUGACGGAGGCCGAGGCGCUCGACUAUGUGCUUGGAUACUCGGUUGGCAACGACGUCUCUCACCGAGACUGGCAGAUCAAGAACGGCGGGGGCCAGUGGUCCCACGGCAAGGGCUUUGACGGCUGGGCGCCGUUUGGGCCGGCCAUUGUGACGGGCGAGGUCGUCAGGGAUCCCCAGAAUCUCAGGAUCUGGACGAAGCUCAACGGACAGACGGUCCAGUGCAUCAUCAAGCUGACUCGUGAAACAAAGAACGGAACCACUGCCGACCAGAUCUUUGGUGUCCGAAAGACGAUAUCUCUCCUCAGUCGCGGGGUGACUCUCAUGCCUGGCGACGUCAUCUUCACUGGCACUCCCGAAGGCGUUGGAAUGGGCCGGAAGCCGCAGGUCUGGCUCAAGGAUGGAGACGUUGUCGAGGUCGGCCUCGAGAACGUUGGCACGUGUACCAACAAGGUGGAGUUUGAGGCUCCAAAGGCCAAGAUCUAG